CUCGCUUCUACAUUUCUCUUUUGUAUAAGAGAUGCAGCUUCGUCAGUAUGUUGCGUCCUCUAAGUAGGUCUGAAAUUGAUGAGAUCGACGAUACUACCAACGAUAUCAUUGGGCGCUCGCGGGCCUUGCUCAAUAUACAUGGUCUAGUAGCGAACCAUCCGGCGCUUUUAAAAGCGUACUGGCCCCUGAGGGAACACGUCGUUAACUCCAACAGCCUGCCACCGAGAUGCCAUGAACUUCUCAUCCUGCGGAUUGCGUUUCGAAUGGAUUGUGCGUACGAGUGGGAGCAUCAUGUUAUUCGAGGGAAGAAGGUGGGAAUCACGCAGCAAGAAUUAGAUGAAAUACGGAAGAUAGACGGCAGCUGGCGUUGUACGACGGAUGAACUAAUGGUUAUGUGCGCUGAUGAGUUGUUUGAUAAAACUGCCCUAGGAAAAGAGACGACAGAGACUCUGAAUAGUUACGGAAAAAAGGGAAUCCUCGAUGCUAUCAUGACCGUUAAUAUAUAUCGCACUCUCGCCAAUAUGCUACUUACUUUUGAAGUGAACGCAGAUGAUUUAGCUUUAGAGCAUUAACAUGAAAACUGCUGUUUGUAUAGAACUCUGACUUCGGUACGAUAGGGCCGCUCGGCGAUAAAUCACAGCACGCCGUUGCAGCACUCAUCAACGCUUCGACGACUUGGAUAGAAUAAAUCGUAUGUGCUGGAAGUACAGCGCGGGGCAGUGUUUUCAGCCAUAUAUGGACAAGUAGGACUUCCCCAGCAUCCGCGGUAUAUUCAACAGAAAUGCAGUGCAAGGCGUGGCAUUGAGAAGUAGCCGAGUCAUUACUCAAAAAUAUGCUAUCGUCCCGUAUAGUGGUCGUGAAGUAUCAGCUCGCCGUUGGUGGGCAGUGCACCACCAUGCAUCGUUCGUCUGUGUGAUGCGCAGCAGCAUUUUUUUACGAGACCACAGCUGGAUAUGAAUCCAGCAACGCACACUUCAAAGCUCGCUAUUACGACACCUACACCUCGUCGCGCUGUUAGAAACGGAACAACACAUUAAAUAGUGUAUAGGAACACUUAACGCAAGUAUUUAAUUAUCUUUAAAUUCUCUUAUUCAACUCUACUUUCAAAGUCGAAAUGCGUUCUACUUUUGCGACUCAACCCCAGCGGCGGACAGAGCCAUCACUACCACAAGUGUAGAGGAAAUCAUCGUGGUACCUGACCUCGCUGACCCCUAAGUCACUGCCCAUGCUCAGGAAUGAGCGUUCUCGUUUGUGCGCAUUCAUAACAUUCAUUUGUUCGUGCGUGUCCAUGUCCCAUAUUCGCACGGUACCGUCAGCGCUUCCCGUGAAGAUCGUUUGUUCACUUUUGUCCACUGCGAUGCUGGUAAUUGGUCCAUCAUGUGCGUUAAAGCGAUGUAGGAUUCGACGCUGACGUAUGUCAAAGAGCGUCAAGUCACCUCUCUUUCCCCCAGACAGCAGAGCCUGUUG
This is a messenger RNA of Sphaeroforma arctica JP610, 1467 nucleotides long. RefSeq lists its product as hypothetical. Lineage: Eukaryota; Ichthyosporea; Ichthyophonida. Gene Ontology annotation, molecular function: peroxiredoxin activity. The record is from RefSeq and is a predicted model, not a curated record. The transcript has a single exon. Bases 48 to 572 code for a protein of 174 amino acids.